Menidia menidia (Atlantic silverside) is the source of this 2936-nucleotide messenger RNA. NCBI's taxonomy places the organism in Eukaryota, Metazoa, Chordata, Actinopteri, Atheriniformes, Atherinopsidae. The record is from the annotation of a GenBank genome assembly.
AGUGGCAGGGUUACAAACUGUCUGUCUUCACAGCGGAAAGUAAAGACAUUUCGCAUCUGGGCUACUUCUGAAGAUGAGAACUAGGGACAAGCUCAAGCCAGUGGAAUGAUGUCGAACACUGAGGCCUGCAUUUGGAGGAGUGGCGACUAAUAAAGGCUGAGAGUAAAGCUCAUCAGCUUCAUCAGGAUGGGCUGCACUUGUAGUGGCCAGAAACAAGUAAAUGAUGGCAACUUCUACAAAGUAAAACACACACCUCAGGCAUCCAACUCAGCAAACCAUAUAGCACAAAGUGGAAACACCUACUCAGACUAUGAUGAGACCGUGUUCGUGGCACAACAUGACUUCAAAGCAACGACCAACAAUGAUCUGUCAUUCAAAAAGGGUGACAAGCUCAAAGUUCUGCAUGAGGAUGGAGAAUGGUGGCUGGCUAAAUCACUGAUCACUGGAAAUGAGGGUUUAAUACCAUCUAACUUUGUUGCCAGAGCAGACUCCCUGGAGGUGGAGAAAUGGUUUUUCAAAGAUUUAAGUAGAAAGGAAACAGAGCGGCUUCUUUUAGCCCCUGGAAAUAAACCAGGCACAUUUCUUGUUCGAGAGAGUGAGACAUCGAAAGGGUCCUUCUCCCUGUCAGUCAGAGACAAUGAUCGCGAACAAGGAGAUGUAGUAAAACACUACAAGAUCCGUUGUUUAGACAAAGGUGGUUUCUACAUCUCCCCUUCCAACCCCUUCCCAUCACUUCAGGAGCUGGUCAAAUACUACAGCCAGACAGCAGACGGGUUGUGUCAGCGCCUGUACGCUCCUUGUAAGGGGAAGACGCCUCAGCAGCCAUGGGCCCAGGAUGAAUGGGAGAUUCCACGAGAGACGCUGAAAAUGGUGAAGAAACUGGGGGCCGGGCAGUUUGGAGAAGUGUGGAUGGGUUACUACAAGAACACCAAGAAGGUUGCUAUCAAGACCUUAAAGGAGGGAACGAUGGAGCCUGAAGCCUUCCUUCAGGAAGCCAACCUGAUGAAGCAGUUGAAGCAUGAGCGACUGGUACGACUCCAUGCUGUUGUCACUAAGGAGCCCAUUCUCAUCGUGACUGAGUUCAUGAUCAACGGAUCUCUUCUUGACUUUCUAAAAACAGUUGAAGGGAAAAAGCUCACAAUGAAUAAGUUGAUCGACAUGUCAGCACAGAUUGCUGAAGGCAUGGCAUAUAUUGAAAAGAAUAAUUAUAUCCACCGUGACCUGCGGGCAGCCAAUAUACUAGUAAACGAGAUGCUCCACUGCAAGAUAGCUGACUUUGGCCUGGCCAGAGUCAUCGAGACUGAAUAUACAGCACAUGAAGGUGCAAAAUUUCCUAUUAAAUGGACAGCUCCAGAGGCCAUCAAUUUUGGCACAUUCAGCAUCAAAUCAGAUGUCUGGUCAUUUGGGAUCUUGCUGACAGAAAUAGUCACCUUCGGAAGAAUACCAUACCCAGGAAUGACCAACCCAGAAGUGAUCAGGUGCCUGGACAGGUCGUACAGGAUGCCGAAGCCUGAGGGCUGUCCUGAGGAGCUCUAUGACGUCAUGAUGAUGUGCUGGAAGGAAAAGCCUGACAACCGGCCAACUUUUGAACAUCUGCAGAACACUCUGAAUGACUUCUUCAUUGCCACAGAGGGACAAUAUGAGAUGCAGCCAUAACUUAAAGAAGAGAGCGACAAAAUGAUUGAUGCAAAGAAAUAUGUCAAACCGGAACGGUCAGAGGAUCGAGCAACAAUCAUCUUUAUUACUGAAAAAAUCACCUUUUUAACAGUUCAGGUGGUGAAACUUUCCCCGCUCUGAGUGAAUGUAAAGUUAUUUAUGGCUUGAUCUGACUGCAGCUGAGAUGAGCGUCUGAAACAUAGGAAGGUCAGAGUUCUCAAUGCUGCGGCUUUAUGAUGACUUUGCCAGAAGUAAUGUUGCCUCGUGCUAUUGACUGAAGCCAUGGAGUAUAAGAAAGCAUCAACAGGACUGGUAAUCAUGGUUCAUAUGACAAUAGAUAUUCAAAUACAAUGUAGUCGUGAUCUUAAACAGUUUUUGGACAUGGACAUUGGCGGAGUUUAAAUAGUUGCAUGGUACAGAAAUGGACAGCCUGAGAUUAUGUGUUCAAUACUUUGCACUUUUUUAUUAAUUCAGUAGAAAAAUGUUUCCCAUUUUAAAUAAAAUAUUGCUAUUGAUUAGAACUUGGGCUGUUCAGCUAUCCAUUGCUAAAUGUGCCACAAAAGCCUGACCUUUUCACAGAAAAACUUUACUUUGUAUUCAAUUUAUUUGCGAAAAAGCUGAUUUUAUUUGAAUGAAAGGUUUCAAAGAGGAGAGAUUUUGACAAAAAGACGUCCCACACAGAGAUAAUAAUCACUUUUGCACUGGUUCACAUACCACAUGUUGGGUUUGAUUAUUAAAUAUAGUUUUGACCUAGAUAUGAUACAGAAAGGAAGGAUCAGCAAGGAAUGAAUAACAUGGGGUGACACUAAAAUGGUCUCAGACUUACCUCAGUUCUGUAUUUCAGAGAGCUUUACAACUGUGAUCUGCAGGAUAUAUUCAAUAGCAGGUCACUGUAUUAAAUUGCAGGGGUUUUCUUCCCCUAACUAAAACCACCCAAAGGGGCACAGAUGGUAUUUUGAAGAUAAGAGAGUGGAGAGGCCACAACAGCCAGGGGUUAAAAACCCUGCCAUUUCCUGAAUGAACAGGAAACAGGAAGUGUUAGUCAGCAUUCUUGAAAUACCACACAGACGGAUGGCCAUUACAUGACAAAGCAGCUGCGGUCUUAGAAUUUUUCUUUUUGGAUUUGCUAUCAACAGAACACCUGUAAAAUUUCAACCCAGGAUAGCAACUAGAAUCCAUCCAUCCAUUUUCUGAACCUCUUAUUCCCAAAUGUGGUCACGGGGGGACUGGAGCCUACCCCAGUAUUCACUGGGCAAAAGGCGGGGUACACCCUGGACAGU